GGGAUCCCAAAACAGCUUUGACAGCCACAGCCACAUAGCUGCCACCCUCGCCAUGCGGCAUGCCGUUGGCCGCCUGGUGCUGGCGCUUUACACGGCUCGGGCAUUUGAUGUGAGCGCGUGCGGGGAGCCGCAGGCCUUGUGGCGAUAUUUUCGGAAGCUGCUGGAAAUCCCGCGGUGCACCGAGAACGAGCGAGCAGUGCUGGACUACAUUGCCGAUGUUGCCAAGCAUGCAGGGCUGUCAAGUCGAUUUAAUCAGGGGAACCUGGUUGUGUCAAAGCCAUCCGGCGACUCCGGAGAGCCCGUUAUCAUCCAAGCACACGUGGACAUGGUCUGUGAGAAACAUGCUGAGUCUUCCCACGACUUCACAAGUGACGGCAUCCAGGCCGUGUUGAGCUCGGGGUGGUUGAGCGCUCCCAACACGACCUUGGGGGCGGACAAUGGCAUAGGAGUGGCAACAGCCCUGAGCCUGAUGCAACACUCAGGGCGAUUGCCCCCGCUGGAGUUCGUGUUCACCAUUCAAGAGGAGAAAUCGCUGGAUGGGGCCAGAGCCAUUGAUGCAAAGGCCUUGCGAAGCAAGCGGCUGCUGAACUUUGAUUCGGAAGAGUGGGGAAUUCUUUACAUGGGCUGCGCGGGGGGCGCCGUAGACGUGCUUGAAGCGAAGAUGGCUCGGGUGCUGGCUCCUCCAUGGCAGGCAGUGGAGCUGGUGGUGGAUGGUCUGGCAGGGGGUCACUCCGGUGCUGACAUCCACUUGGGCCGCGGCAACGCAUUGAAGGUGGCAGCUCAAGCCACUGCAGCGAUGGUGCGGCAAGGAGCAAAAGUGGAGAGCUUUGAUGGAGGGGAUGCUGACAAUGCAAUUCCAAGAAGGGCCGUGGUAACACUGGCCAUGCCAGCAAUCAUGGAGAAAGCCAAAGCAAGCAUGGCGGAGUUGCAGGCGGAGCUUCUUGCCAAGUUGCCAGCGGCGGACGCGGGCCUCAAGCUGACGCUUCGGGAGCUAGAGAGAAAACCCAAAGAUGUGCUGGAGGAAGCCAGUCAGAAGCUCCUGCUCGAGCUCUUGGAGGCCCUCCAUCACGGCCCUGUGAAGUUUUCUGCCGACGUGCCUGGCCUGGUGGAGACCUCGAGCAACCUCGGCAUCGUCAAAUUCCGGGAAGAUGUGUUGGAGGUCACCUGGUUCGCGCGCUCCUCCGUAGACACCGAGCUGGCGCUGCACCGCGCGGGCGCCGCAGAUUUGGCGCGCAGGCUGAAGCUCAGGCUGCGGCCGGGGGAGGCGAUGCCCGGGUGGAAGGCGGACCUGUCCUCGCAGAUGCUCGCGCUGGUGACGAAGGAAGAGUUCCAGCUGCUGGAGCACCGAGAGGCCGAGGUGGCCACGAUCCACGCGGGCUUGGAGUGCGGGGCCUUUGCUCAGAAGGUGCCAGGAAUCGACAUGGUCUCGUUUGGCCCGGACAUUCAGGGGGCGCAUGCACCUGGGGAGCGGGUGAACGUCGAGUCCGUUCGGCGCUUCUGGGCAUUGGUUUUGAGAACACUCGCGCGGCUGGCCACAAGCGAGAGUGCAAAGUCGCAAGAGCUGUGAUUGCGUGCGCUG
Messenger RNA from Effrenium voratum, 1579 nucleotides. NCBI's taxonomy places the organism in Eukaryota, Dinophyceae, Suessiales, Symbiodiniaceae. The record is from the annotation of a GenBank genome assembly.